Messenger RNA from Brettanomyces bruxellensis, 663 nucleotides. RefSeq lists its product as uncharacterized. NCBI's taxonomy places the organism in Eukaryota, Fungi, Ascomycota, Pichiomycetes, Pichiales, Pichiaceae. The transcript has a single exon. Bases 1 to 663 code for a protein of 220 amino acids. Gene Ontology annotation, cellular component: endoplasmic reticulum. Gene Ontology annotation, biological process: ergosterol biosynthetic process. The record is from RefSeq and is a predicted model, not a curated record.
AUGGCACAGAUGAAGCUCCUCCUAAUUGCAACUCUUCCAGUUUUGAUCUUCCUGCAGUUGAACUUCUUGUUCAAUCACUGGCUCCCAAACAACUACAUCUUUGAUAAAGAUGUGUUGAAAAAGUUGGCAAACGAGUCGAUUGCAAAGCAUCAGGGCAACACCACCGCCAUCAUGUAUGACUUACAGGAGAAAUUGACUGCUGAGUAUGGUUCGGAUGUGAUCAACAAGCUCAACUUCGAUGACUGGCUGCUUAAUAACGCUGGAGGUGCUAUGGGUCAGAUGUUUGUUCUUCACGCAUCAAUUAGCGAGUACUUGAUCUUUUUCGGUACUGCAACGGGCACAGAGGGACACACCGGUGUUCAUUUUGCGGAUGAUUACUUCACCAUCUUGUCCGGCCACCAGUAUGCUGCAUUUCCGGGCCAAUUAGAAAGAUCAACUUAUGCUCCAGGUGAUCAGCAUCAUCUCCCAAAGGGAACUAGAAAGCAGUAUUCCAUGGAUCCGGGAUCUUACGCUUUGGAGUUGGCUCAGGGCUGGAUUCCGGCCAUGCUUCCGUUUGGUUUGAUGGAUCUCUUCUUUUCAACCUUAGAUGCGGAGACCUUAUAUCAGACUGCUUACGUUAGUGCAAAAAACAUGCUCAAGAACUUGAUUCAGGGUAAGUUCUGA